UGCGCGGCCGCGAGUGAGUGCAUCAUGGUGACGGGCGGACGCGGGACUGUGGUGGCAAUGGCGGCUUGGUCCACCUUAAACGCUGCGGGUGUGACUCUGUUCCUCUUGUUGGUCCUUCUUCGCGUCUCACAGGCUCAGACCUUCUUCUUCCCUUUCCGGCAGCCGGAGACAUGCGGCCACAACCAGUACUUCGAUAUCUCCGCGCUCUCCUGUGUCGCGUGUGGAGCCAAUCAGAGGCAGGAUGCUCGAGGAACUGUAUGUGUGUGUCUACCAGGAUUUCAGAUGAUCUCUAAUAAUGGAGGACCUGAUAUUAUUUGUAAAAAGUGCCCAGAAAACAUGAAAGGUGUUACUGGAGAUGGCUGGAACUGUAUUUCUUGCCCUGAUGGUUUAACUGCAGAAGGAAAAUGCCACUGUCCCACUGGCCAUAUUUUAGUGGAAAGAGAUGUUAAUGGAACGUUGUUGUCUCAAGCAACUUGUAAGCUCUGUGAGGAAAGUGAAAACUCUUUUACAAUAGCAAAUGCUUUAGGAAACAGGUGUGUCCAAUGUGAACCAACAUUCAUUAAUACCAGCAGGUCCUGUGUGUGUUCAGAACCUAACAUUUUAACAGGGGGAUUAUGUUUCAGCAGCACAGGGAAUUUCCCUCCACGUAUGAUUUCAGCUGCACGUUAUGGAGAUCUUGGCGUGUCUUUCACUUCAGAAUGGUUUGCAGAGUAUUUGCGAUCGGCGGCAGCUGCUUGUUGGGUGUAUGCCAAUCUAACAUCUUGCCAAGCUCUUGGAAAUAUGUGUGUGAUGAAUAUGAAUUCUUAUGACUCUACCACUUUUGAUGCAUGUCGACUGUUUCAGUUUAUCUUUGAAAAUACUGCUGGACUGGGCACUGUUCAUUCUGUUUCAUUUUGGAGACAGAAUCUUCCAUGGCUGUUCUAUGGAGACCAGCUAGGAUUAGCACCUCAAGUACUCAGUACUACACCUCUUCCUACAAAUUUCAGUUUUAAAGGGGAAAACCAGAAUACAAAACUUAAGUUUGUUGCUGCUUCUUAUGAUGUAAAAGGAAAUUUUCUCAAGUGGCAAACUUUAGAAGGAGGUGUUUUACAGCUUUGUCCAGACACAGAGACAAGAUUAAAUGCUGCUUAUUCCUUUGGAACAACCUAUCAGCAGAAUUGUGAGAUUCCUAUCUCUAAGAUCUUAACUGACUUCCCCAUGCCUACAUUUUAUGAUGUGUACCUUGAAUAUACUGAUGAAAAUCAACACCAAUAUAUUUGGGCUGUUCCUGUGUUAAACUUAAAUCUUCAGCACAAUAAAAUAUUUGUGAACCAAGACAGUAGCUCUGGCAAGUGGCUUCUGACUCGGCGCAUUUUCUUAGUGGAUGCACUAAGUGGAAGAGAAAAUGACUUAGGAAGUCAGCCAAGAUUAAUUCGAGUUGCUACCCAAAUAUCACUGAGUAUCCGCCUUGUACCCAACACAAAAAAUGGAAAUAUCUACCCUCCCUUAAUUACCAUUGCCUACAGUGACAUUGAUAUCAAAGAUCCCAACAGCCAGUCUGUGAAGGUUUCUUUCUCGGUCACAUAUGAAAUGGAUCAAGGAGAAGCACGUGUCCAGACAGAUAUUGCUUUGGGUGUGUUGGGUGGACUAGCUGUUUUAUUGUCUCUUUUGAAGACAGCAGGUUGGAAGAGACGCAUUGGGAGUCCCAUGAUCGAUUUACAGACAGUUAUGAAAUUCUUGGUUUACUAUGCUGGUGAUCUGGCCAAUGUUUUCUUUAUCAUCACUGUGGGAACAGGUCUUUACUGGCUUAUUUUCUUCAAAGCACAGAAGUCUGUCUCUGUUUUGCUACCAAUGCCGGCUCAGGAAGAACGUUUUGUUACUUAUGUGGGAUGUGCCUUUGCUCUGAAGGCUCUGCAAUUUUUGCAUAAGCUCAUCUCCCAGAUUACCAUAGACAUAUUCUUUAUUGAUUGGGAGCGACCUAAAGGAAAGGUUCUUAAAGCUGUUGAAGGUGAGGGUGGUGUUCGGAGUGCUACCGUUCCAGUAAGCAUAUGGAGAACAUAUUUUGUGGCAAAUGAAUGGAAUGAAAUUCAGACUGUGAGAAAAAUUAACCCACUCUUUCAAGUACUUACUGUCCUCUUCCUUUUGGAGGUUGUGGGAUUCAAGAACUUAGCAUUAAUGGACUCAUCUUCUAGUCUUUCCAGAAGCCCACCUAGCUACAUAGCUCCUUAUAGCCGCAUUUUGAGAUAUGCGGUGUCUACCGCUCUUUGGCUAGUCAUUGGAAUUAUACAGAUUGUGUUCUUUGCUGUCUUUUAUGAGAGAUUUGUAGAAGAUAAAAUUCGACAGUUUGUUGAUUUGUGCUGUAUGAGCAAUAUAUCAGUGUUUCUGUUAUCCCACAGAUGUUUUGGUUAUUACAUUCAUGGUAGAUCAGUACAUGGGCAUGCUGAUACUAAUAUGGAAGAAAUGAAUAUGAAUCUUAAAAGAGAAGCGGAAAAUUUGUGUAGCCAAAGAGGUUUGAUACCCAAUACAGAUGGUCAAACUUUUCAAAUUGCUAUUUCUAGCCAAAUGAGACAACAGUAUGACAGAAUCCAUGAGACACUAACAAGGAAAAAUGGCCCUGCUAGACUAUUGAGUUCAUCAGGAAGUACUUUUGAGCAGAGCAUAAAAGCAUAUCAUACUAUGAAUAAAUUUCUUGGCUCUUUCAUCGAUCAUGUUCAUAAGGAAAUGGACUACUUUAUAAAAGAUAAAUUGCUUCUUGAAAGAAUUCUUGGAAUGGAAUUCAUGGAACCAAUGGAAAAAAGCAUCUUUUACAAUGAUGAAAGUUAUUCUUUCAGCAGUGUUCUGUAUUAUGGAAAUGAAGCCACUCUUCUUAUUUAUGAUCUGAUGUUCUUCUGUGUUGUGGAUUUGGCUUGCCAAAAUUUUAUUUUAGCAUCCUUCCUUACGUACCUACAGCAAGAGAUUUUUAGAUUUAUUCGUAAUACAGUAGGACAGAAGAAUUUGGCAUCCAAAACACUGGUGGAUCAAAGAUUUCUGAUUUAAUUUAUUGACUAGAUAAAGACAAUUAUAAUCAUGGCAAAAACAAAGUCAUGAUUAUCAGGUUAGUUUGCCAUAUUUUUUAAAACUUGUAAUACAAAUUAUUCUAUUUUUAUUUGUUUUUUAAUCUACAGAUUUAUUUUUAUAACUUGUAGAUACAUAACUUGCUUUGUGAACAUGUAGUGUGAUACAGUGGAAAAUAUUAUUUUCCUAUUAUGCAUGGUAUUUAAUUCACCAGCUUAUAGACUAGAUAGCUCUGACAAUGGGACAAAAAAAAAUCUAAAUAUUGCUUUCAGCAUAACAUUUUUUUAAUGAUAUUCAAAACAGUCCCCAUCAUUUGUCUCUGUAGAUUAUUUUAUGAACUAGUUUUGCCUAUAUUUUCUCACACUGAAAAAGAAUUUUGAUUCCAAGUUCAAGCCUAGUUUUCAAUUCAGUAUUUUGUUUUACAUAUUUUAUGGUUAAAUAAAUGUUGAAAAUAUUUUCAAGUUUACUUAGAAAUUUGAAAUUGUAUAUGGGCUGAAUCAAUUUGCCUCAUUUUAAUUGUUCACCCUGUUUGGCAGUGGACUGAUUCACUAUUGGAAUAAUAGGCACCUCGUGAAAUGGUACAUAGUCAUUCCUUUGUAUACCUGUAUUAUUAGGUCAAUAUACUCUUUCCAUGAAGUAUGUUUAUCUCUCUAAUAUCAUUUACAUUAUUGAGCUGUAAUAUGUGACAUUUUCCUCAGUAUAAUUUUUUAUACAUUUAUUCAUUACUUAACAUUUUAAGAGCACUCCCAAAGCUUUGCUCUUCAAUUAUGUUUAAAGAUUGUAAAUAACAAACUGUAAGUUAUGUUAACAAGGUGAUUUAUUGAAAGUAAACUUAGGCUUCAUAAGUUAGUAGGCUAGUAUUUUUUUUUAAAAUAAGGAAAAAAAUAUGAGGAGCCAAAAUAUAAUUAAUGUAAAUCCUGAGCCAUGUAGCUAAUAGUUUUCUGUGAUAUUAUUUUUCUUCAAUAUGCUCUUUAAUAAUCCUUUUCAUUGUGUACCAUGAACUUGAAAGUCACCUUAUUUCAAGUAUAAUGGUCAUUAACCCCCAAAGCAACAUUUCUUACUGCCUUCUAUGUUAAUGUGUAAAUACUUAAAUGUAAUGCUAUGUAAAUAUUGUUUAUAUUACUGAAUUGAAAAUAUAGAAUAAAACAUUUGGUGUUUCUCUUUCCUGUUUUAUUAAUAUGUAUUUUAUGAAAUAGCGUUUAGGAAUACAACAGUAUUGGGGCGGGUGUCCCCAGCCAUUGCUAAAGCUGAAUCCUUUACAUUCUCUGAAUCUUGAGGAUGACUGAGAAGAGGGGAGGCUAAUAAGUUGAGGAUUUGAAACUCUGGUUUCUUAAGGGUCACAGUACAGAAAUGCCUUUCUAAAAGCCUCAGAGAUAAGUAAAUGUACCAGCAUGGAUUUUUAAAGCUACCUACUCAGAAGCUUAUGAAAGAAAUACGACUCUCAUUCUACAUAAAAGAAGUUAAUAUUCGUGUGAAUGUAUCUAAGUGGAAAUUUCAAAAAAUAUGAUCUGUUGGCUCACCUGCUGAUAAAUUAAGACAGAGAAAAGACAUUUAAAAAAUCAUUUGAAAGUAGUUUUGUACAAUAUUAUUUUUAUUUUGGUUAGAUACAUAAAAGGGUGUACAGGUUUUCAUAUACUAUUGACUCUUGUGUUCAUAUUUCCAUGAUUUAAACUUUGUGAUCAUGUGCUUAAUUUUCUACUAGACCCAUAAUCUUUUGUCUAUUUCUGUAAAACCAACCCACUGUACUUUGUAUAUUAUAUCCUUAAUUCUACUGAUUACAUAGAAACAUUUGAUAAAUCUCUUGGUCAUUUCAUAAUGACCCUAGGUUCACCUAGAGGUUCUUUACAAGCUGCUGUGUGCUUUCUAUCCUCCUUAUUUAUUUAUUUAUUUUUUAAAAUAAAUUUAUUUUUGGCUGUG
Delphinapterus leucas (beluga whale) is the source of this 4950-nucleotide messenger RNA. RefSeq names its product transmembrane protein 67 (gene TMEM67). Gene Ontology annotation, cellular component: ciliary transition zone; MKS complex. Gene Ontology annotation, biological process: cilium assembly. Lineage: Eukaryota; Metazoa; Chordata; Mammalia; Artiodactyla; Monodontidae. The record is from RefSeq and is a predicted model, not a curated record.